ACCCAUUUCCGGGUCAUAGAAGAAGGAUUGUUUAGCCUCAAAGUAGCUUGGACCCCUCCUUUAGGAAAAUUGGAAGGCUACAAGAUCUACAUGCUGACAAACGGGUCUGGGAUGACCUUGGAAAAGAUUCUCGCCAGCGAUGUCUCCUCGCACGUCCUUGAUAACCUACUGGAGGAUAAAGACUAUGCAGUCAGCAUUUAUGCCAUCUAUCUAGAAGGGACAAGCCGGCCGGUGUCAACGACCGGCCGAACGUUGAAGCUGUUGCCCGUGGAAAGCCUCAAGCUCCAGAAUGCAACAACCAAUACUAUCCAGGCCAGAUGGAUGCAAGUCAGGGGCGCGUCAGGAUACAGACUAACCUGGGUGUCUUCAGAAGGGAGCGUUCAGAAUGUGAACCUGGGGGACACGUUCAGCUACUACAUGAUCCAAGGGCUGCAGCCUGGCACCGAAUACGUCGUCACGGUGAAUCCUGUCUUUGGCGCCAUUGAGGGACCGACAGUAACCGCAGAAGCAACGACCUUGUCAUCAAGUGCUGUGCGGAUUUUGAAAGCAACAGAUGUCACGAUCAGCUCCGUGCUUGUUUCCUGGAAUUCAGUGCCAGGGGCCACUGGAUACCGAGUGACGUGGGGUCCGACUCCAGAAUUCUUUGGCAGAGACCGACCUCGGCAGCUUGCUCUGAACAGCUCUACCACAGUUUACCGCCUGCAAAAGUUGGCCCAUAACACUGAAUAUGUUAUUUCACUCUAUGUCCUUUUUGGUUCGGUAGAAGGGCCUGGAAUCACCAUUACCGCAAAGACAUCUCCUCUGGGCUAUGUGACUAAUUUCAGGGUGACCUCUUACACAAGCACUUCCAUCUCUCUGUCUUGGAGCGCCGUCCCUGCUGCCACCAAAUACAAGGUCAUCUGGAGGCCAUCCGGAGCAGGGCAAGAGAAAGACACGGCUAAGAGCCGGCUCUUGGACAGCUCACUACUUGCUUAUUGCUUGGAAAAUUUGCUGCCCAAUACCCAGUACACCAUUGGGAUUUGUGCUGUGUUUGGAGUCUCCAACGGAAAAGUGGUCACUCUUACACAAGGCACUGGUAAGGACCUAUCCAUUCCUCUUUCAACAGUUCCAUCUGCCACACCUGCUACAACAAGUCUUCUGUCAGUGAGUUCAAGUCAAUUCCCUCCUCCAACAGCCACGUCUGUUGGACCAAGAAUCACUGCUGCACACACGGCAAGGAUCGCCAAGGUGCCAGGACCUUCAGCGACCACCUCUGGCUCAAUCUGCAGCAAAUCCAAAGCAGACAUUGCCUUCCUAGUGGACGAGUCUUCGAGCAUCGGCCAAAGCAACUUUGCCAAAAUAAAGGACUUCCUCUUCCGCAUUGUCUCUUAUUUCCCCAAAAUUGGGCCUGAAGGUACACAGAUUGCUGUAGCUCAGUACAGUGAAGAGCCCAGGACGGAAUUCCACUUUAACCAGUAUAAGGAUCGGAGUGGCAUUCUAAAAGCUCUCAAGAGACUCCGCUAUGCUGGAGGGAACACAAAGACGGGCAGGGGCAUAGGCUAUGUGCUGAAAGAGAUAUUUCAAGCCUCCAAGGGGAUGAGGCCCUCUGUGUCCCGAACCUUGGUUCUGCUGACGGACGGACAAUCUCAGGAUGAUGUGAUGCCCCCGGCCAAAGUGGCCCACCUUAUAGGGAUCCGCAUGAUUGCUGUGGGUAUUUCAGGGGCUGAUCCUGAAGAACUGAAAAGGGUCUUGUUGCAUCAGAACCUGUACAACCUCUUCUACGUCAGGACUUUUGAUGACCUUCCGCAGAUCCUACGGGAGCUCAUACAAACCAUUUGCUUUGGCUCCCAGCAAGUGGGUGUUGUGCCUCAGGAAAAGAGGGAGAUGAAGAAGGGAGAACUGCCAUUGGAUGCGAAGACAACAUCGCCCAUCUCCAGUUCCUCUUCGGCUCUUCUGACGGUUCAGACCCCACAAGGACCUUGUGAUCUCAAAUGCUCAAAAGCACAGAAGGGAGAGAAGGGAGACCAAGGGCCACCUGGAGAUGUGAGCUUCAUGGGCCUGCCUACCGGAGGGGGUUACGACCCAUUUAAUUUUGCCACCAAGGGGGAGAAAGGAGAGCGGGGCCUUCCUGGUAAAGAUGGAAUUCCUGGACUUCCUGGCCGGCCUGGGCGGACGGGCCCUCCUGGCUCUCCUGGACUGAUGGGCCACCCUGGUAUCCAAGGGGAUCAUGGGCCUUCAGGGUAUCCGGGACCCCCAGGGCCAAAAGGAGACAGGGGGGAGCCAGGAUAUGUGUUAGGAGGCGUGGAAGUCAUUCCUGGGCAAAAUGGACUGCCUGGACCCCCUGGUUACAAGGGGCAGCCAGGAGUUCCCGGCGUGCCAGGCCCACCAGGUUUGCCCGGACUACCCGGACCACAGGGACCACCCGGAUUGUCAGUCAAGGGUGAUCCAGGAGACCCUGGGAUCAGAGGGCCUCGAGGAAAGAGUGGCACCAAGGGAGAGAGAGGAGACGUGGGAGAGAUGGGAAAAGCUGGUUUACCGGGACCCAUAGGGCUGGAUGGUACUCCUGGUGCUUCUGGGCCAAAGGGUGAAAAGGGCGAGGUAGGAGUUGGGCUCCCAGGGGCCCCUGGUUUAAAGGGAGCAGAAGGAGACAAGGGGGCAACGGGGCUCUCUGGAUCCCAAGGGCAGAAGGGUGAACAAGGAAUGCUGGGCACGGAAGGACCACCUGGCCUGAGGGGUAAAAAAGGCCAAGAUGGUGUCAAAGGGGAAAAGGGAGAGCGUGGUGAAGCAGGGCUGAAGGGUCUUCAUGGGAUUGCGGGUCUUCCAGGCCCCGUUGGACCCAAAGGAGACCAAGGCAUCCAAGGAUUUCCUGGUGCUCCUGCUAUGGGGGUGGUGGGACCUUCCGGAAAGAAAGGCAGUAGGGGGGAUUUGGGGCCAAUCGGCCCUCCAGGUCCAAAAGGAGACCCCGGGAACCAAGGAGAAACGGGGGAGAAGGGAAGCCCAGGGUUCGGCAUUCCAGGGCAACUUGGGCUGAAGGGAGAGCCCGGAGAAAGGGGAAACGUUGGUCUAUCCGGCAAGCCAGGGCAAAAGGGGGAAACUGGUCCCAAGGGUGAUAAAGGUGAGCCAGGAGUAUCUGGAAGACCAGGGGAGCCCGGCCUAAGAGGUAAAGAUGGAGAGCCAGGGAAGAAGGGGGAGCCUGGGGUCCAGGGAGAAGCAGGCACUCCUGGGGAGCUGGGAGAAAGAGGAAUCCGGGGUCCUUUGGGUCUGCCAGGACGUCCUGGAGAGCGAGGGAUGAAAGGAAGUACAGGAGAACCUGGCAAGGAUGGAGCCAAUGGAGAGAAAGGCGACAAGGGCGAAUCUGGACAGCCUGGCCCUCCUGGGAUUCCUGGAAAGACUGUUCCUCCUCUGGAAAACAGGAUCGUCAUCAAAGGAGAGAAGGGAGAUCCUGGGCCGCCUGGGAAAGGCCUGGAUAUCAAGGAUUUGGAAAGACUUUUUGAAGCUUAUGGCAUCAAGCUGGCUCUGUUGAAGGAACUGAGUGACCUUCUCCAACGGGAUGGCGUUGAACUGGUGACUCAGCAAAUGGUUAGCUCUCGGAAGGGGAAAGGGAAGGCAGCCAAGAAGAAACAAGGAUCUAAGCAAGCCACAGACGGUGUGAGCCCGUUGAAGCAUGAUGUUUCUGGUGAGCACCUAGUUAGCAUCACGGAAGCUACUGAAGAAGAAGAAGAAGACCUGAGCCUAGAUUUGGAAUACCCAGUUCCAGAAGCUGAGGAAUACGUUUCCUCUCCUUCCACUUCCCCACCUGCCACUCUGGCUAAGGCUGCUGCAGAUCAGAAGACUAUGGCAACUACUAAUAGCCAUCCUGGUGACUCUGUGGUGUCAGAGGCCACAGCUGAUGCCAGAGGCCUAAAGGAGCCAGAUGCUCAGCCUCAAAGGAAGAUGGACAAGAACUCUUUACAGCAGGCAGGCACGGCUGAGGAUACCCUUUCAGAGACCCAGGAUGGAGUGUGGUCUCUAGAAGAGUCACCAAUAAGGAAAGAGACAGAGGGAGAGCUCACUUAUUCCAAGCCAAGCCAAUCUGAGUCUGGGGGAAGAUCCCACAUCACCAUCUGA
Messenger RNA from Rhineura floridana, 4086 nucleotides. Its product is annotated as collagen alpha-1(VII) chain-like. Lineage: Eukaryota; Metazoa; Chordata; Lepidosauria; Squamata; Rhineuridae. The coding region runs from base 91 to 4086 and encodes 1331 amino acids. The record is from RefSeq and is a predicted model, not a curated record. Gene Ontology annotation, molecular function: protein binding. The transcript is spliced from 49 exons.